Molecule: messenger RNA, 8479 nt
Organism: Drosophila suzukii
Lineage: Eukaryota; Metazoa; Arthropoda; Insecta; Diptera; Drosophilidae
Source: RefSeq, a predicted model, not a curated record
CGUACGUGGUGCAGAAGUAGCCGCGGGUGGCUACCACAGCGUCGUUUUGGACUUGUCGGCAUGAUCAAAUAAGUGUAACGCCCUGUACAAGUUCUGUAAGUUUCCAGCUGCAACAAAAUCAAAUCAAAUCCAUGAGAAGCAAAUGAAAGCCAAACAAAUGCAAAUAUUAAUCUGCCGAUUUCAGUGUUCAAAGUGUUUGAAAUGAGUGACAAAUCCAGAGAAUUUGUAAGCCAAUAACAAUCAAAAAAGUGGUGGCAACACAUCAAAAUUUAAAACAAGGAUAACCAAGCUUAUUUUGUAUUUUUAUAACCAGAAACGCUGUGCUAAUCAAAAACCCAAAAAGUGCUUUAAACGUUAACAAACUACUUAAGUAAUAAAUUAUUACAAAUUUUGAUACUAGCCCAAAGUAUGCCUUAUCCAAGGAGUUUCCGUUCGAUGCGCGUUUAUUUUCGCAAAAGUUUACACUUAGGAUUAAAGAUGCUCUCUCUGGCCAGAGACAUUUAAUAUCAUCCAAAAUGGCUGCAUCCAUAUAUGCCACCCCACCGCCAGAUCUGAGCAGCGAGGACACUGCUCUCUCCGACGUCUCCAACUCAUCGACACUCAACACGAACAGGAACAACCACACCAGCGGCAGCAAUAGCAACAAUCCACAUGAAGCCACAGGAGCAACGCCCACAGCCACAUCAGCCACAUCAAGAGGAGCAACAGGAGGAGGAGGAGGUGGAGGUGGUGGAGUGGGAGGCACUUCACCCACCGCCCACUUGGUCAAGGCAAUGGAGCUGGAACUGGAGCCCAAGCCAGCGGGAAGCGGCACAAAUGAGGCGGACCAAAUGGGGGAGGCAGCGGAGGAGCGGCACAAGGACGCGGAGCAGCAGCAGGAGGAGGAGGAGGAGGUGGGCGAUGCCAACAUGGCCACCAUGGCGGCAGCCAUGCAGCUGCAGCUCCUGGAGGCCCUCAGCGAUGCGGCCAAAAAGCGACGCAAGCAGCACAAUCCCAGCCGCCUGGAGGCCCUCAAUUUGAGUGGGGAACCCUCUGGUGAAGUGGGUCCAAAAAGACCCGACUCCUCCACGGUGGACUACGAGGAAAAGUUGUCCAAGAUGUUCCUGCCCAAGUCCAUUGAGCAGCUGAAGGAGACCUUCGAGAUGCUGCAGCAGCAGAAGCAGGAGGAGGAGCAGCACCAACAACCGGAAACGGAAGUGGAAGCGGAAACGGAAGCGGAAGCCAUGGCAGACAUAUCAGAAUCCAGCAAGCAGCGCGAGAAUCCCUAUCACACCUACUGCAAGCAGUGCGGCGAGAGUUUCGAGACCGAGUUCAAGUUGAGCCUGCACAUGCUGCAGGAUCACGGCGAUGAUAGAUCGGGUGAACAGGAUCCCGCCGAUUUCCUGGCCUCCAUCAAGGUGAAAUUGGAGCGUGCCGACAUACCCAGUCCGCAGCAGGAGCAUAAUAUGCAGCAGGACAUGACCAAUGGUCAUGGCAAGGAUUUGGAGCGAGAGCAGGAGCACUGGUUCCAGGCCAUGCAGCAGGCGCAGCAUCAUCCGCAUGGUCCGCAGAUGCCACCUGCCUUUCCCUUUCCACCAGAGGCAGCCUUGGGUCCAGCUGGAUAUCUACCACUCCUGGGAAUGUCUGGCUUUCCUGGUGUAGAUGGCCUGAAUCGCCCUCCCCUGCGGAUUUUCAAUCCCGAGGCCUAUUGCGAGCUGUGCAACAAGGAGUUCUGCAACAAGUACUUCCUCAAAACACACAAGGCCAACAAGCAUGGCAUCUUUGAUCCUGUCGGCGAAUCAAGCAGCUCAAACACUUCCAGCCACCACAAUAAUAAUAACAACAAUAACAACAUCACCAGUAGUAACAACAACAAUAGUGGUCACCCCAAUCCCGGCGUGAGUUCCAUGAGUCAAAUGUUCCAGCUGCAAAGGGAGGCUCAAGUUUUGGCCAAGCAGGAUGCUCAGCCAGUUGGAGGAUCCUCCAAUCCCGUGGCCUCUGUGCAUUGCGACAUCUGUUCCAAGCGGUUCACCAACAUCUUUGCCAUGCGUCGUCAUCGGGCCAAGCAGCAUGACAUGCAGCCGGGUGCCCAGGAUUCACCCAACUCCCAAACACCCAUGCCAUCGCAAAACCUUCGGGGAAGUCCCAAUGAGCCACUGCAGCCGGCUAUCAAGCAGGAAAUGUCUCAGGAAGGUCAGGAGGUCAAGCCGUAUCAAUUGCCCGAGGGUUUCCGCGAAGACUUCACCCUGGAACAGGAGGAGCUGAGCUUUGUGCCGCCGCCCAGAAAGUUGCCCUCUCAUCUUCACCAGCAGGCCAAGGAUUCCAACUUCAAUUCGGAUAAGUUGCGUCGCCUGGGCGUCCAGUUCCCUGAGUUCUUCUGCGAGCUUUGCUACCGGGAGUAUGCCAAUCGCUACUUCCUGCGCACCCACAAGUGGAAGCGGCAUGGUUUGUUUGUACCACCAGAAGAUGUGGCACCACAGCAGGGAGGCAAGGAUGAGGCGUCCCAAAUGCCGAGUGCCUGGCCAUUUAUGCCUCUGAAUUUGAUGCUGGCCAAGGCGGCAGCUGCCACGAUGGAUCAGCAGCAGGAGCAGGAGCGCGAACCGGAAACGGAAGUGGAGUCAGAGCAGCCCAGCAAGAGGAUCAAAUUGGAGCAGCAACAGACGCCACCGGAGGGCUAUGAUGAGGACAAGCUGAAUGGCUCGGUGGUGGGCCUGCAAAAUCUACAGAAACUGCAGUCCAUGUUGCAGCAACUCAAUGACAUCAAUGGGAAGCGACCUUUGCCCUGUCACCUUUGUGGCCAGGAGCAGGAGAACCAGUAUGCCUUGCGGGCUCAUCUCAUGACCGAGCACGCUGGCCAGAUGCAACUGCCCAUGCCCAUUCCAAUUCCCCUGCCCGAUCAACAGCAGGCAUCCCAACAUCCCAUGGCUGGAUUGUAUAACCACCAGACUCCACCAGGGGCUCUUCCAGGAGCCAGAUCCCCACCAGCUGGCGAUCUCCGUUGCCAGCAAUGCGAUCGGGAUUUCGCCACCACCCAGGAAUUCAAGCAACAUAUCGCCGAGGUGCACAUGGGCAGAAAUGGAGGACUGAGUGGAAGUCCCCUGCGCGAGGGUUUCUUUACGCCCGAACGUCCAGUGGCGCCAUCAGCGGGCGGUCCAGGAACUCCGGCAGCUCCUCCAGGGAAUCGUCCAGCUUAUACCCUUACACCCACCAGUAGCUACUGCGAGAUCUGCAACAAGGAGCUGUGCAACAAGUACUUCAUGAAGACGCACAUGCAGCGCAUGCACGGCAUCGAGAUCGAGAAUGGCGCCCAAAUCGGGGGAGUGGUGUGCAACAUUUGCAACAAGGAACUGUGCAGCAAGUACUUUCUGCGGGUGCACAAACACAACACCCAUGGUAUCAUCGAGGAGGGAUCUCCAUUGCCGCAGCCCAGGGGUCAGAAUGGGGUCAAGAUGGAUGCGGCUGCCGCAGCAGCAGCAGCAUCUGCAGCAUCGCAGCCAGCUCAACAGGAUCAGGAUAUCAAUGUCUCACCACCCACAGUGGAGGGCAGUGCCGGAAGCAGUUCCUCCAACUCCAAUCACGAGGUGUGUCCACUUUGCUCUCGCCAAUUCCGGAGCUUCAAGUGGCUGCGCUCUCAUCUGAUGAACGAGCAUGGAACCGCUGGAGUGGAACGUCUCCGGGAAAUAGACACCACCUCAUCGUCGACUCGCAGCAAGCCCAACAGUCCCACGCUAAAGAUUCCCAACGGCAGUGGUAGUGGUAACCCAAUUGCAGCGGGAUCCGGAGCUGGAAAUACCGCUCCUAAUCUCGCCCAAGCCCUGCAGAACCUCAAUGCCCAGCAUCUUUUUGGGCAGAUGCAGCAGCAGCAACAGCAGAUGCCCAAGAUGCCACCAUUGCCGCUGCCCGGUAUGUUUGGCGAACCAUCUGGCAGGUUUAAGGAGUACCAGUGCUCACUGUGUCCCUUCACCACGCCCUACUACGCCUUCCUGUUCAUUCACGAGCGCUCCCAUGCGCUGCUCAACAACGGGGGCGAGGGCAUGGAGUUGCCCAUGGAGACGCCGCCACCGCAACAACCACCCAGGAGUUCGGGUAAAUCUCGCAGCAAAUCCAACAAGGCGGUGGUGCCACCUCCGCCCAUCAAAUCCGAAGAACCGGAGCCUCCUCUAGAGCCCACCAACCUCAGCACCUCCGCACCCAAGGUCGCCUCCCAAUCGCCCACUGCAGGAGGAGCAUCACCAGCCGCCUACUCCCCCAAGGCAACCAGUUCAACUUCACCCAAGAUUCAACGCCGUCGAUCCACCUCAAAGCCCCCGACGACGCCCAAUGGUUUGGGAAGCGGAAACGGAAGUGGCAACCAUCGAUCGGCGGCCACCUCACCCUUCGAGGGAUGCGGGGAGUUGGCCAACGGAAGUGGCAAGCCGGCCAGCUAUGCGCAACCGGAUCGGGCAGAGGAAGCAUAUCAGAUGCAGGCCUUCCACCUGCAGCCCGCCGAUGCCGACUCGGAGAUGCAGUUCGCCCCAGCCCUGGUCUACCUACCGGUGAGGGUUCGGGCCUCGGAGUCGGCCACGCUCAGCUUCCGGCUCACACCGGCCUAAAGGUGCCACAUGCAACAGGUAUAGUGUUGCCAGCGUAAGUUCAAGCCAUAGAAACGAAAGAAGCCCCAAAAAGUUUAGGGAUAGGGGCACUCUAAAUGGUAAAUUCUUAAAAAACAAUAUAAAAGUAAGCCCCUGAUUGCCCCCAUCCCAGAAACUUAAAAAAAGAAACCCCCCAAAAACUAAAUAGUUAAGCAAACGAAGUUAGGAACAUGAACAAGACAAAAUAGUGGAACUACAAAAGACUGAGUGCGCAUAUUAGUUGAGCUCAUAAUUAAACUUAAACAUAUACAAAAAAAACCAUAAUACAACCAAUCGAUCAACAUCUAAGCCCUAUAUCGGGCCCAAAAGUUAACCAUGUCCAACAUGGCACUGAUCAAAAAAUCUAUAGCCUAUAACUCAACAAGAACAAGUCCGUUUCAGCUGGCAACACUGUGCUAACCAUCAAAAUAACAUAUAUAUAAAUAUAUAUAUUUUGAUAGACGCAUGACAAAGCAUAAAGCAUAACAUACCGCAACCUAUAACAUAUAUCUCUAGUGAUUAACUAUCAAAGUUCCUAUGCGUAAUAGUAAGCAGAAAGAUGAGAUGGUGGAUGGAAUCUAAAUACGUACAUAGAUUAGGCGAAGGGGAAGAGGCAGAAAAUGGAGAAAAAAUUACUAUAUAUACCACUUAGAAGGAUUAUAUAUCGUAGUAGCAGCAGCAUAAAUCAAAAUUACAAUUAUACAUUUCUCAUCUAGAUAUGGCGUGGGUUUGUCGUGCUUAGAUUAGGGCUGAUCGGCACAUAUAUAGCAUAUAUAUGGCAUAAUAACAAUGCUAUGGUAAAGCUUCAGCACAAACAAAUUGCUCAAAAUCAAAAUCAAAAUCUUUCUAGCGAAGACUACACUUUUAGGAUGUUCUGCAAGAUGGCCCUGAAUUAUCAUCCUCUAUAUAAAAACUCUUUUAUUAGCCGUAUCUGAACCGAGUUAUACCCAAGGAAAUGUCUUCACUAAAACAUAAUUCCAGCGCACAACGUGUACAUAUAAAGUUGUUAAAGAUAACACCAUAAAAGGUUCAGAUUUUCGAUAGCGAGGGGGAGUACGAGAUAGAAAGAAAGAAAACUAGCGCCAGAAGGUAAACAUUAAAAACAUUUAAACAACUCAGGGCAAAAGUACAAUGACCAUUAGUACUUUUUUAUACAAACAUAUUUAAAGAAACCAAAAAAAGCAUACGCAAGUAAAAUAUUACCAUAAUAAUAAAUUAAAUAUAUUAUGAAACGUUAAAAAAGAUAACAAAAAUGCUACCUCAGACGGACUUGAAAACAAUAAUUUAAAUAAAAAGAAUUUAUAAAGAAAAUCUACGAAACCAUUAAAACUGCAGUAGAGGCAAAACCUAAAAGCUAAAUCAAAUUUUUUGUAGUAACUUUACCUCAAAACAGAAUUACAUUUAACCUAUACUUUAUUGAAAUCUUAAAAUAUAUCCUAUGAUUUAAUUAACCAAUCUAAUUUAAAACAUUCCAAAGACCGCAGCUAGUCGCAUAAACAAGAACCAAAUCAUUCUAGUCAAACGUAUAAGGAUUAAAAUAAUUUAAAAUAUAAAACCAGAAGCCAAAACAGAUCCAUCAACUCUUCAGUUUUGGGUGACGAUUUUCGCCGAUUAUUUUGUAGUGUUUAAGGAAUUUGUUCUUCGGCGAGAUGAGUUGCCCAAUAUGAGUGGAUGGCUCCAAGAAGAAUACGGAUCGGCGAGGAACUAUUUGCUAUAUUUGAAAUUUCCUUUUUUUAAAAACGUGUGUUUUUUAAAAUGCUGCGUGCCUUUUAGCAAAUACUUCGCCGAGCCCACAACACCAAAAAUUUGAACUUCAAAAACGAAAUGAAAUUUUACAUAGAACUACAAAUAUAGAUUGUAACUUUAUUUUAUAUUCCAUUUACUUCUUAGUUCUUAUAUCUUACUUUAAAUGUGUAUAUAUGUAUUGAAUAAAUGUCAUGCAAUUUGUAUUUGUUAAACUUGAGUUUCCUUUAUUAUUUGAAUGUUGAUUUCUGAUAUCUCUAUUUAUUAGCCACCGCAUGUAAUUUUAAGCCUUAUUGAAGAGUGCCAGACCCGAGUCCAAGGUCUUAAAAAAUCACAAUCUUUGACUUAUCGACUGUGAAGUUGUCGCCGAUAGGGGAAGACCUUUUUCUUUGUUUCGUUUUUUUUUUGGAAAACUUUCCCAUAGGGGACCUUCAUUUUUCGGGGUGUUAUAUGCUGGUCCAACGCCUUGGCCACUUCAAUUAUUAAAUUGCCAUUUGAUUCAAUUUGUCAACAAUAGUUUGAGAGCCUAUCUUCGACUUGUUUAAUCAUUUUAAAAAACUCACAAGCAGCUGCCUUUCUUCUCCAUCUCUUUUAAAUAUAACCAAAAACAGCACCCUCAUAAAAAAAAUGGGAAAACAUAAUAAGUGAAACUGUUUCCGGUUUUGGGUCAGGCCUUGACCAACCCCCUGAUUAGUAUGUUUGCAUUAAAAAAUGCAUCUGUAUGGAAAAAAAAGGAAACUACGAUAACAAAAACCCAGCAUGGUCAUGUGAGGGUCAAGUUGGAGGGUCGCGUAAGCAGCUGCAGUUGUUUGAAGUUCUAAAAAAAAAAAAGUUCCUAAGCCGGAAUCAAAAUCGAUAUUGCCAUGGCUAUUGAUUAAAUGCAGCCACCCUCUGGGAUUGGAAAUGCUCCCGUUUUGGCAGUUAAUUAUUUGUCACGUGUCCAUGCAAAUUUCAUCUCAUUGAUUACGGCCAGAUAUUCGAUACUUUUCCGGCUGCCGGCGCUGCAAUUAAAGAUUGACUCGGGCAACAACCCCCAGGUUGACCAGGGGAUGGUAGGCAAAUUUCAUAAAUAUUUUUCCGAGAUUUCCCCCAAAAAUGUUUUCUAUUGAAUUUUUAUGGCAAUUUAGGAAAAUCCACUGCCAGCUAUUUUUAAGGGCGCAAACAAUUGACCAAAUGCAGUGCUACCCCAUGGUGCAUUUGCAUCGAUUUAAGGGUGUCCGCCGCUAUUUGCAUGUUUAAAAGUGAACUGGAAAAAUUGCAAUUUAUAUAAAAAUAAAACAAAAAUGAAAUGAAAAAAUUGCAUUUGCCAAGGGUGAUUUGGCAGCCACCCCAUGCAAAUUCCUUACCUUUUUUGGGCUCGGGUUUUUGGCAAUGGCAUACCAUUAUUUUUAUUUCCUUACAAUUUGGCAUGACUGCAACCCCCACACAGAAGAGCGCACAAAUCAAAAAUAAUAAUAAAAAUAUGUUUUUAAAAAUCUAAAGCUAAAUAAAUUUUACAACACGAAACCCAAAAACAACUUGCAACGUACCUUGAGCAUAAAUCAAAAUUUUGUAUGACCUUUGGUAGGGUCAAGCUGCAAAACCACAAGAAAAUCAAAAAUACAAUUUUACUAGCGCUAAGCAAAAAAAAGAACAACCAAAACCAAAAAUUACACUCUUAAAAAAAUAUUUUAGUUGUAGGCUUAAGUCAAAGCAACAAAACGCAUUGAAAAAUUAUUAAUUUAAUAGAUGUUGAAGUUGGAACAAGAGAAGUUGAGAAGAAAGUGAAGAGAAAUGCAACACAAAGACGUGAGAGCGCAAAAUCAAAAGCCACGAGCAAAAAAUCAAAACAAAAUUAAAUUUAAAUUUAAUAUAAAACAAAAACCCAACAAAAUAACAUUUAUUUAGCAAUUGGCAAAUGUAUGAGAUAUAUACACUUAUAUAUCGAUAUAUAUAUAUAUUACAUAUACUUAAACAAUUUUACUUUGUUAUUAUGUAAAACUAUGUGUGAGAAAAAAUCAAAAGACAACAAGGAAAACUUGAACAAAAUAAUUUAUAUUAUAUGUAAAAUGUGAAAGAGCAAAGAAUCAAAAAAGGUGGAAAACCAAACAUUUUUCAUUUCAUUGUAAAAGAGCAUUUAUCAAAAAUUGUAUGUGUUUUAAAUUGAU